Molecule: messenger RNA, 888 nt
Organism: Miscanthus lutarioriparius
Lineage: Eukaryota; Viridiplantae; Streptophyta; Magnoliopsida; Poales; Poaceae
Source: the annotation of a GenBank genome assembly
AUGCGGGCCCUCGCGCGCACCGCGUCGUUGCUCCGCCGCGCCGCGGGAUCCGCGCCCACUACGGCAGCGCUGCACCACCACCACCCGCCGCCGGACGUAGGCUCCUGCCUCGCGAAGAAUCUGCCAGGUUUCUUUUUCAAUGGGUAUUCUACUCUUUUGGCUCCACCAAGUGAAGUGCUGAUUCCACCAGAACUUCUUUCUAGCAGGACUGUGUGGACACCAGAUCGGGAGCUUGGGCAGUAUGAAGACCUGGUAGCUAGGGUUACAAACUUCCAUAAUGAGGACAAGGGCUUCAUGGUUUUGGAUGGUGAUGUUUUUGAUGUUCCAAUUAGGAAGGAUAUUGUUCACCGGGUAGUAAGGUGGCAGCUUGCUAAAAGACAGCAGGGGACACACUCAACUAAAACUAUCAGUGAAGUGAGUGGCACUGGAAGAAAGCCUUACAAGCAAAAAGGAACUGGAAGAGCACGGCAUGGCACACUGCGUGGUCCCCAGUUCCGCGGUGGUGCAACCAUGCAUGGGCCUAAACCACGAAGCCAUGCAAUCAAGCUGCAGAAGAAAGUACGGCGGCUGGGGCUUAAGAUUGCCUUGUCUGCUCGAACUGCAGAGGGGAAGCUCUUGGUCUUUGAGGACUUGGAAGUCCCUAGCCACAAGACAAAAAACAUUGUGCAAUACAUUAGACAGAUGGAUGAUACAAAGAAGGUUCUGUUGGUGGAUGGAGGCGACAUUGAUAAGAAGCUAAAGCUGGCUACUCAAAACCUUCACUACGUUAAUGUACUUCCUUCCAUAGGCCUCAAUGUUUACAGUAUCCUCCAGCAUGACACCCUUGUAAUGACUCGGGCCGCUAUCAACAGAAUCGUUGAGCGGAUGCAUACCCCCAUCAACCGCUAG